AUGUUAAUUUAACCAGACAUACAAAGUGAUAUAAGUGGCGACUAGAGUUAAAACCCCAUGUAGCACACAGGCAAAUGGGGAAGUGUUAGCUAAGCCUAGACUGAGACAGUCAAAGACUAUGUAACUCUGUCAGACGAGAAGGCCUUUAAAUACAGUCACAUUGAUGAAAACAUUAUCAAGAUCACUGAUCAGGCUAAGAGCUUAUUAAAGGACUCUAUAGAUACAGUAUCAAUGAAUCAAAUUUAGGAAGAGAAGGAGACUGAUCCUAGAUCUACCUCUGACUUUAAGAACUAUGAGAUCCGAGAUAAAGAUUUAGACGAGAAAGUUGAAAUACUAGAAGUUAACGACACUUUCUACAAUUCUCAUUAAAGAUAAUAGCAUUAGAAUUACUAGCGAGUAAAGUCAACAGGAAUUAUGAAGAAAUAGAUAAGAAAAAUAGAAGCAAACAAAGAAAACCUUGAACUUCUUAACAAAAAGACUAGAAAUCACUUUGAUCAGUCCUCCAUUCAACAGAGCAAGGAACUGCUUCCAUUGCAAAGCCCAAUCCGUAGCAAGAUCACUAAGUUAAAGGACAUCACAAAUAUAGUUAAUGACCCGAAGAAACUUUAGUUCACGUUUUUCAACGAGGAAUAAUAGUCGUUAAACGGUAAAUUGCAAUAACUGCAGCCGCUUAAGACAACUGAAGGUAUUCAUCAAUCAGGCCAUAAUUAAGCAUUCCGCAGGAAUAAGAUUGUGUAAAAGGCACUCUCGAGAUCUCCUAACAUACUUCCAGAUUAUGAGUAGCACCUUCAAUCCUCAUCAAUAAUUAGCACAAACGGCAAUUCUAUCAUUCUUAAUCAAGGCAGCUUCAGCGUUCAAGAUUAGUAUAAUAGGAGCAAAGAAAUCUUACCAAAGCAAGCCUUUAACCCCUCCUAGGCAUUUGGACUCUAUGGAGAUAAUAUGAGAUCAGUGAGUAGCAUUCCACCUAGAAUGGGAUCAAAUGACUCUGCGAAUAGAUAAUCUAUACACCAUAUGAAUGGUCCAUUCCAGCGCAGAUAAACUCUAAAUGAUACAUUCUCUUAAGAGAGAUGGAAGCAGUAAUCAUCUCAGAGCUCAAUGGGUAAUGGCAGCAUUGUUUCUCAGUACGGAAUAACCUAUGGUUAAUAGGCUCAGUAAUAGCAAAUGCAGUCCAUUAACAAGUUCGAUAUAGUUGAGAAGAUUAGAAUAUCUUAUGAGAUCAUCCAAAACAGAGAGAAAUAGCAGUAGACCUAAAACAGCAUCAAGAACAGAUUCCAGAUCAAUACUGCUGCUGAGAGCUACAAUUUUGUAGACAACAGAGACGGUGCAACAAGCAGGAAUUUGAAGUAUCACUAGUCAUAGAUGCAGUCUAAGGAAUCUUAGCAAAACUCAGUGGUCAUUAAGAGUCAACGGAAAGGCACUUACCAGGAUAGCUCUAAUUCAAUAUACAAACUUAACAUUCCAAAAAGACAUAGCAAUGCUCCUCUUCCUCAACAGUAAAUGCCAGUGCAAUAGUAGUUCAGUUCCACAUAUGAAAAAUCUGAUAACUAUCUUAAUCAAACAUUUUUGAAGCUGCCAUAGAUAACUAAAGGCCAGUCAUCGCAUGUCGAUACUGAAAUUAACACCAAGAGAGAGUUGAGAGGAAACAACAAUAAGGACUGA
Stylonychia lemnae is the source of this 1659-nucleotide messenger RNA. Lineage: Eukaryota; Ciliophora; Spirotrichea; Sporadotrichida; Oxytrichidae. The record is from the annotation of a GenBank genome assembly.